UAUGGGGGCGGAAGAGAUCAAACAAAAUGGAGCUCAAAAGGAUUACCUUAUUUACUAUUUUCUUAGAGUUAGUUACAGUGUAUACAGUUCAAACUAUUUAAAAGAAUAAUUUAAUUAUCCGAAGCAGCAUUUAAACUAGAAUUAGAAAAUGGAAACGACGUUUCUAAGUGGAAAUUAAAAUACUUGUUUUGUACUGAAUGCCUUUUGAACUGAGAAGAAAACUAGAACAGUUUUGGGAAGUGUGUGCGUGAGCGUGCCCCGUCGACGUCACAUCCGGUCUCUCCCUCUCCCCGAGAAGCAGCGGAAGCUUUAAGCAUGGCGGACACCGGUGUAUUAGAAUCACUGUUGCGGCUGGUGGAAAAGGUUGACGGUGGUAUUGACAGUCAAGACGUGGCGGUCAGUCUCUCGGUGGACCACCAGGUCGUUGUUGGGGCCGUGAAGAGUAUUCAGGCUCUGGGAGAGGUUAUUGAUGCAGAGCAGCGCUCCUCCAAGCACUGGGAGUUGACCGGAGAAGGAAGUGAGAUAGCCGAGCAGGGAAGCCAUGAAGCCCGGGUGUUUAACGCCAUCCCCAAAGAAGGAUUGCCUCAGAGUCAGCUCAUGAAACUGGCCAGUGGGAAAGUGGGCUUUAGCAAGGCCAUGUCCAACAAAUGGAUUCGUGUGGAUAAAGGUCAUGAGGGAGGCCCCAGAGUCUUCAGGACGGUGGAAAGCAUCGAGGAUUCUGUGAGAGGGAAACUGCAGCUAGUGCAGAAGGGCCAGUCAUCUCAACUGGAGGAGAAGGAAAAGAAUGAACUGAAGAAACGAAAGCUGCUCACUGAGGUGACAGUAAAGUCCUACUGGAUCACCAAAGGCAGCAACUUCAGCACCACUAUCACCAAACAGGAGACUGAACUCACUCCAGAGAUGAUUGCUAGUGGAAGUUGGAAAGACAAAAAGUUCAAGCCGUAUAACUUCGAGGCAAUGGGUGUGGCUCCAGACUGUGGCCAUUUGCACCCUCUGAUGAAGGUGCGCACGCAGUUCAGACAGAUCUUCCUGGAAAUGGGGUUCACAGAGAUGCCCACCAAUAACUUCAUCGAGAGCUCUUUCUGGAACUUUGACUCUCUGUUCCAGCCCCAGCAGCACCCUGCUAGAGAUCAGCAUGACACCUUCUUCCUGUCUGAUCCAGCAGUAGCUCAUAAAUUUCCCCAAGAAUACCUAGAAAGGGUGAAGAAGGUCCAUUCAGAGGGAGGAUAUGGAUCACAGGGGUACAAAUAUGACUGGAAAAUUGAAGAAGCUCAGAAGAACAUCCUCCGUACACACACGACAGCUGUGAGCGCACGCAUGCUUUACAAACUAGCCCAGCAGGAGAAAUUUACACCAGUGAAGUACUUCUCUAUAGACCGCGUGUUCCGCAACGAGACUCUGGACGCCACUCACCUGGCUGAGUUUCAUCAGAUUGAGGGCGUGGUGGCUGAUUACGGCCUGACCCUGGGUGACCUGAUGGGGAUUCUGCAUCAGUUCUUCACCAAACUCGGAAUCACUAAGUUGCGUUUUAAGCCAGCCUACAACCCUUACACUGAGCCCAGCAUGGAGGUGUUCAGCUAUCAUGAAGGUCUGAAGAAAUGGGUAGAGGUUGGGAACUCUGGGGUUUUUAGACCCGAAAUGCUGCUGCCUAUGGGUUUACCGGAGGAUGUGUCAGUCAUCGCCUGGGGACUUUCUUUGGAGCGGCCCACCAUGAUCAAGUACGGCAUCAACAACAUCCGUGAGCUUGUGGGGCACAAAGUAAAUCUGCAGAUGGUGUACGACAGUCCAGUGUGUCGUCUGGACUCUUAAACUGCAACCAGGAACAAUCACAGGAAGGAAAAUCUGUCUCUUAGAAUCCUCUCAUUCACAAAUCUCAUGGAUUUAUCCAAUCGUCCUGGAUCAGUCCACAUUGCCACGCCAGUGACGUACACUCUGCUGGGGUCCACUUUCAGUAUCUCACUGAUUAAGAGACUAUGUUGGGCUCUGACUCUGAGAGUGAAAAAAAAAAAAUGACACACUUUAGGUAAAGCUGUCAGCUAUGAAAUAUACGUAUAUAUAUUCCCCAUACGGUGCAGUUCUCCUCUCAAUACUGCAUGCACUCAGAGUUACUGUUAAUACUGAUUAUUUGAUUAGCAUUCUGACUGUCAGCAGCAUGUCUGUAUGUGUUUUAUUAUUGAUUUAGUGCUUAUAUUUAAUGAAGUACUAUUUGCUCUGGCCCAUGUCUCGUAACUAUAAUGCUGAUAUUCAUUCACAGGUCAUUAUUGCAAAUACACCAGCUAAAAGGGAAACAUUUAUGUUGUAAAAAUAAUAAAUUGAAACUGUUUAAAAAAUGGAA
This is a messenger RNA of Silurus meridionalis, 2335 nucleotides long. RefSeq names its product phenylalanyl-tRNA synthetase subunit alpha (gene farsa). Gene Ontology annotation, biological process: phenylalanyl-tRNA aminoacylation. Gene Ontology annotation, cellular component: cytoplasm; cytosol; phenylalanine-tRNA ligase complex. Gene Ontology annotation, molecular function: tRNA binding; ATP binding; phenylalanine-tRNA ligase activity. The record is from RefSeq and is a predicted model, not a curated record. Bases 316 to 1809 code for a protein of 497 amino acids. NCBI's taxonomy places the organism in Eukaryota, Metazoa, Chordata, Actinopteri, Siluriformes, Siluridae. The transcript is spliced from 13 exons.